AUGACGGUACCACGUGAAUAUCAUACUGCAACUCUACUCAAUACGGGCAAAGUUCUGGUCACUGGUGGCAUGUCAAAUGACGCUUACCAGGCUAACUGUGAAAUAUAUGAUCCAUCAACGGGUCUAUGGAACGCUGCUAAAAACAUGGGAAUACCACGUGCUUUUCAUACUGCAACUCUACUUAAUUCAGGCAAAGUUCUUGUUAUAGGUGGGUCUACCUUUGGGACAAGCGCUGUGACUAGUUCUGAGAUAUAUGACCCAUCAAGGGACACAUGGAGUCCAACUGCAAACAUGUCCAUACCACGUUCUUCUCAUACUGCAACUCUGCUCAAUUCAGGCAAAGUACUUGUCACUGGUGAUGCGGCUAGUUCGGAAAUAUACGAUCCAUCAACGGGUCAGUGGGACUCUCCAGUCAUCAUGGCAAUAGCACGUUCUAAUCCUACUGCAACACAGCUCCAGUCGGGAAAAGUUCUUGUCACUGGUGGCGUCGAAUCAGCUAAUUAUCUUGCUAGUUCUGAAAUAUAUGAUCCAUCUAUAGACCAAUGGGACACUACUACAAGUAUGGCAAUAGCACGUCGGUUUCAUACAGCAAUUCUGCUCCGCUCGGGCAAAGUUCUUGUUACUGGUGGUGUAGGAUAUUCUGAUUUUCUGGCUAGUUGUGAAAUAUAUGACCCAACAACAGGCCGAUGGAAGAAUGUUACUAGUAUGACAGCCGAACGUUCUUCUCAUACUACCACCCUACUCAAAUCGGGCAAAAUUCUUGCUACUGCUGGCUACGGAUAUACCGGUUAUUUGGAUAGUUCUGAAAUAUAUGAUCCAUCAACGGGCAACUGGAGCCCUACAGAAAACUUGUCAACAACACGUGCUUCUCACACUGCAACAAUGCUUAAUUCGGGCAAAGUUCUAGUCACCGGUGGCGAGAGAUUGGGCAGUUAA
This is a messenger RNA of Rotaria sp. Silwood2, 936 nucleotides long. Lineage: Eukaryota; Metazoa; Rotifera; Eurotatoria; Philodinida; Philodinidae. The record is from the annotation of a GenBank genome assembly.